This is a messenger RNA of Ostrea edulis (European flat oyster), 954 nucleotides long. RefSeq lists its product as uncharacterized. The record is from RefSeq and is a predicted model, not a curated record. Bases 240 to 818 code for a protein of 192 amino acids. Lineage: Eukaryota; Metazoa; Mollusca; Bivalvia; Ostreida; Ostreidae. The transcript is spliced from 4 exons.
AAUAUUUACUGGCUGUGUCGUAUGAUAAAGAACGAAGCGUACACCAUGUUAGUUUGUAUCUCGCAAUCUCUAAAAAUCUGUCCAUUCCUUAGCAGAGCUCACAAUAUUUUCAUUCAUAAAAGCACCUGGAAAUUCCUUAUCUAAAUAUAGGUACAGGUGAAUACCUGGUUUAUUUUUAUAUACAGUGUACGUACCUAAUAUGUACAAUGUAUACGAUGAUUUGAUUUAAUAAGGAAAACAUGGUGGAAAUAAAACUGCCGAUGAUCUAUGUUACCGUUAGUGCUUUCUUUCUGUUAUUGAAUAACGCUUCAGGUGUUCCACUUAAUAACACUAUCUGUUUAAGCGAAAGGGUACUAAAAUCGACAUGCUUGAAGACAUGUGGUGAUCGCAUGUGCGACUUCGACAGUUACUGCGGUGAAGAUGGGCGGUGCCUGUACUGCAGUGAUGCGGACUGUAAAUCCCCUCCCCCGGGCUGCCAGAUCUCCUGUUUAUUGAGAAGCGAAGAUUUCACUAAGAUGCAUCACGCGGGAAAUAGAAUGACCACAGGACGAAUGGAAGAAGCAGGAAUUUUCUCAAAUCCGGAUUACCUCAUCACCUCGCUGUCAUUUAAUAUAACUCUCUUGGUCGUGCUAUGUCUGACCAACAGAGAAUGGAUUGCCACAAACGUUUUUAUGAAGUUAUCUGAAUGGAGAAAUAAACGAUCAAACAAAAAUCUGAAAAUACCAAUUGUGGUUAAUAACAGUGUAGAUGGACAAACAGCGUUGCUGGUCACUGGCAAAGGCCCCACCCAUAGUGAUGAUAUAACUGAACAAAUAUAAAAUACAUAACUAUCGAGCUCAUGUAGAGAAGAACGAAGUCAUUAUUGCCAUUGUUUUAUGUCUGAUCUCAGAAUUGUAACCUGUGUUCACGAGCGAUUGUAACUAAGGACAGAAUAAAUUAUAUUUAUAAACGUUA